Molecule: messenger RNA, 3309 nt
Organism: Cimex lectularius (bed bug)
Lineage: Eukaryota; Metazoa; Arthropoda; Insecta; Hemiptera; Cimicidae
Product: ABC transporter G family member 1
Exons: 10
Coding region: 681-3212 (843 amino acids)
Cellular component (GO): plasma membrane
Molecular function (GO): ABC-type transporter activity; ATP hydrolysis activity; ATP binding
Source: RefSeq, a predicted model, not a curated record
UUUUUUAUACAUUUAUACACACAUUAUACAUUUAUCCAAGCUGAUUCAAGCUCCUUUCUAAAGCUUCCUGAUACUUUAGAAGCUCACUGAUCCUGGUAAUUUGUGGAAAGUCUGUCUUCCUGAUAUUUUAACCCUUCUAUUCUAAGGUAUCCUGAUACUCCGAUUCGAAAAUUACAGUAUUGUGCUUGAACAUGGGCUUAAGGACCUGUUGAUUAAGUAAAAACUUGUUGUUAAAGGUAUAAGACCCUGAUGCCUUGUGGCACUCCAGGGUUGGAUCUCAGCUACCUUCCGUGGUAUCCAAUUGGUUUUUUGAUCUGUUUUCUAUGCGAGGUGGUCGAAUGGAGAGGGAACGUUCGUUUUUGAUGGUAGCCAGCAGGUUGGCCCCUCGUCAUCCUUCCUCUUCUGGAUCGUGGUGGUGGAAGAGUCGGAAAGUGGAGGAAGUGAGUGGGGCAGGCGUGUCACGCUUCUUUUGCCGUUUCACGGUUCAGCGACGGCCGUUCUAGUGUCGGAGUCGUCUAGUGCGCGGAUCGACGAGGGCUUCAUCCGCGGAAGGACUUCGUUCUCUUUACCCCUGUGCUUUGUGCCCGCGCUUGAGGGCUUUCCAGAGGAAGAUGAAGUGGAACUCCCGAAAUUAGCCUUAGAAGGCGGGAAGAGGAAUAGAGUCGAAAAGGACGAGAGGUAUGCCCGAGAUGUGGGAAAUGCAGCAGCGUCGUUAUUCGAUCGCUGGUGAGGAGCGUCUCCCUCCUCCAUCCCGCGGGAUGGUACCCUCGACCUCCGAGGACCUCCACGCCUGGUCGAUCUACAGGCAGAACCUCAACUCGGAUUUCACAGACUCGGCACUCGGCUCGAGCGAGAAGUCGCCACUGCCUUACGGCAAUUUCCAACUACGGGAGUCGACCGUCCAGUCGAUCCUCAGCCACCCUCGCUAUGGGCCCAAGUCACCCCUGGGGGCCAACAUGUACACCUACUUGAAAUUCGGCCUGCCUAGGGUCUUCCCGCCCAACCAAGGACCCGGAGGCACCUCGAGCGGUUACAACUCAUCUGAGGAAGACCUGAGAGGCAGGAGGAACAGAUCCAGAAGCGAGGCGGACUUCGCCAACUUACACUACCAUCCCGUGCAAACGUUAGGCGGUGGAAAGAGCUUGUCGCACGCAGACCUGCUCAGCGCUGAGACAUUACUGAGGCAGUCGGCCGCACAACAUAGAAGGUCGUUACAUGAUCUGAGGCAUACCGACUACCUCCACCACGCUCUCAUGAGGCAACCGCAGCCCGGCCGCCAUCAGGGCCAAAUGUCAGGGAGGAUGAGACGUAUGUCAGCUGUACAGAGCGGUGUGCCAUCACCUGAGCCGUUCUCAUUCUCCAUGCUACACCCUCAGCAGUACACCGGACUUUACCCUCACUUACAAGUUAGGAAUUUAAACGUGCGUAACAGGAAAGGCGAGCCAAUGAUUAAUAAUUUGUCGACGGAAGUGAAAGCCGGGGAGAUUUUGUCUGUGAUGGCGACUAGUUGUGAUGUGGGUACGUGUAUGCUGGAGUGCUUGGCCGGAAGGCAUUCUUACUCGGGCCAGGUGAGCGUGAACGGGCAGAUAGUGUCACCUAAGGAUCUGAGGGGUAUCACGGCUCUCGUGGAUAAGGAUACGGUCCUCCACGGUGAUUUCACGGUGUCAGGGUGUCUCAGGUACUACGCGAGUCUUAGAAGGCCUCAAGGCGCGAGGGGUAAGCUUUCCAUGGCGGACCAGGUGGCGAUAGUGACCGACGAGUUAGGCCUCUGUCCAGUCCUGGACACGAUGGUCUCGAAGCUCACCCAUUCCGAGUAUUCGAGGCUUCUAGUGGCUCUCCAGCUCCUCUCGGACCCUCAGAUACUCCUCGUCGACGACGUGACCAACCCUAUGGACAUAUUCGACACGUUCUUCCUGGUCGAGUUCCUCCGGUACUGGGCAGCGGGGGCGACCGGAGGGGUGGCGGGUCGCGUGGUCGUCAUGUGCCUCCAGCCUCCGACGUACGAGAUACUCACGAUGGUCACCCGGUUGCUUAUACUCUCGGGGUGCGACACGAUGUACGACGGACCGUCUAGGUCUCUCGGGCACUACUUCACGCCCGUUCAGUGUCCGGCACCGGCGUACAAGAACCCGGCGGACUACUACCUCGACCUGGUCACCCUAGACGAUCUCUCGGCAGAAGCGAUGCUGGAAUCGAGCCAGAGGGUCGACCAGCUGGCCGGAUUGUACAGAAGAAGACAGACACCACUCUCAGACCCAGCGCCCUACACCCUACCCGCGCCUUUCAAAAGGCCCGGCAUAUUUGCUCAAGCUUUCACCCUACUUCUAAAGGACGCGUUCUUCUCACAACCGGUAAGUUUUACAAGAUGGAUCGUACGCGUCAUCAUAGCAGCACUAGUGUCCGUCAUAGUCGGCGGCAUAUUCUGGGAUAUACCCACAUCCGAUCCCCAACUACGACGAGAAGAAAGACUGGGAUACCACUUCACCGUUCUUUGCGUCAUGUCCUGGCCGCUCGUACUCAUCCUGGGACUGUCCAGGACCCACGAUAAGGAGCGUCAGGCCGUCGAGAGCGACAUCCACCAGGGUCUGUAUUCGAGACUGCUCUACAUAAUUCUGACAUUCAUUUACAGCUGCAUUCCUUGCUCUUUGGUGUGGUUGGCGUACCUCAUACCGUCCUACUGCAUGUCCGGGCUCUACGACCAGGGAUUCAUGGACAACUUGGUCAAUUAUUUGUGUGAGAGCGUUCUGUGCCUACUGAGCCUUCAGUACCUGUGUACACUUGUCGGCUAUGUGUGCCCGAGCCGGGUCUGGUCCGCGGUCGUUUACACCAUGAUCCACUCAGCUAUGUCCGGGUUUUCCGGAUUCACCCUCGACCUCCGCGGUGCCGUCGUCGACCCAGGUCGGUACACGCCCGUCUCGGCCGCCUACUCCGCCCUCCUCGCCCAGGAUCACGACCCCGUCCUCCUCAAGGAGCUCACGUCCCACAUGGUCUGCAGGAAGACCCAGGUCCAAAGGCAGGACAUCAUCGUACACCUCCCGUGCCCGGUACCGAACGGGACGGCCGCCCUGGCCUACAGGGGCAUCUCGGCUGGUCGGCACGGGGGGAUGGCGGUCUCCGCGUCCUGGAUGGGCGUGACCCUCCUACUCGCCCUAUUGGUCUUCCUCGUCUCUCCACUCCUCUACGAUCACAGGAAGAAGCUGAGGAGGAGGUGAGUCACGGCCCAACACCAAACCUAAAACUAGUCAGCCUUGCGCCACCUCAAAGGAAGCAGGGAUACAUCAACCAUCUGAAUCCAAAAAAAUUCACGCU